Molecule: messenger RNA, 11376 nt
Organism: Pocillopora meandrina
Lineage: Eukaryota; Metazoa; Cnidaria; Anthozoa; Scleractinia; Pocilloporidae
Source: the annotation of a GenBank genome assembly
CGAGGCAAAGCGUCCAUGUAGAUGCCAAGAUUUGGCGGUUUGAUUAUCAACAAUUUGGAAUCGGAGGUAUGUUAUCUGCCAUGUCGACUGGUACGUGUGGUUUUAUGAUCUUCAUAAUCUCCCCAGCAAUCGAUGUGAUUAUUUGAAUUAAAUAUUAGUGCCAAACGUAUACGCCAACCCUUUACAUAUAAAUGUUGACAGAGGGCAAAAUCGAUCAUUAUAGAUUUUGUAAAUUAGAAUAAGCAUGAUUUCUAUUUCUUCCAUCAUCUUUUCAGUGUUUAUAACUAUUCUAACUAAUAGCACAGGAUCUGCUUAUUGUACCCCCACUUCAAUCUUCGCGUUCCAACUGCAAAUGAAGAUUCACUCUUCCCCAAGCGAUCAACUUCUACUUCCGGUUUAAUUUAUAAAGUUAAUCGCAACAUUAAGGUUUUGUGAGUUGCAGUGUGUACACAUUUUUACACGAAGUGGCAAGAUACUUUCAGUAAGAUGAUAUGACACAGGUAGUCUACAAUUUUCUGCAUUGUUGUUGCUAGCAAUAUUCAGAACUUAUUUCACAUUUAUCAAAGGGAUCUGAUAUGUUGUACAAUGGUUUAUAGAAACAUCGGACCGCGAACUGUAAUUCUCGAGCUGGCCGUAGAUCGUAAUUUUAUCCUGCGCCCCUUACAAAGCGAGUAACAUUUUCUACACAUAAUUGUUGCUCACUCUAAAAUGUGUAAUGUGUCUUAACGUAAAAUGCUGCUCUAACUCGGUGGUAAACACUGAACCCUAAAACUCCCAAGAUCUGAUUGUGUGUUUUCCCCUCUAAGAGCAAUUGUAGCUUCUCGCGUGAUCUCCAGACAAUUUCAUGAUAUUAAACACAACUUGUUAUAUUAUCAGCAAAGAGGAUAAAAUGUUUUGAGAUCAGAACUCUCCUCCAUCAUACUUCAAUGUGUACAUACCUCUUACUAAAAAAGUAAACAAGUUUUAAGUCUGCAUUAUAAGUUAAUUGGACCAAGUUUUUUUUCUGCUCCAAAUUAUUGCAUAGGCUUGAAGUAUGUGGGCCAAAUCUGAGUGGAAAAAACAAGGUCCCAUAACUUACAGUAUUGACUAGGAAAUAAGGUUAGAAAGAUAAUUAUUAUAUCACUGGGUUCAAAUUAGAGGAGGAAUAUUUCCAUUCAAACAAAACUUUAACAUUAGUGGGCUGUGCAGUGGUACAUAACCUGCUAAAUUGACCAAUCCUAGUGCUCUGCAUACUUAAUGAGAGAUGGGAAAACAUAGUGCCCUGGUGCACUGUGGGAAUAAGAAGCAAGCUUUGUUCUAUUGAAUUUAAUCACACAAUUUGCCAAGUUAUGAAUAUAAUUUAAAUAUGAUAAUUGAGAGCUUCUCUUUAUUUCUCAAUGAAUACUUGCUUGGGUAAUUUUGUCAACGCCACAAAUCUGACAACCAUAGUUUUUUUUUUUUUUUUUAAAGACAGAUGCUUGCUACAAUUCUGUUUUAGACUCCAAGACUUCAAAUUAGUCAAGUGAAAUUUUGAUUGAUACAUGUAGAUAUAUUGGCAAUGGUAUAGGUACUGGUAUUUGCAUAAGGAUUUCAUAAUUCACCUGAACUUUAUGAAUUUUGUGGCCUCACCAUAGAUAGUAGAAUUCUGGGGUUUUGAUUCAGCAUAAGUCCUAUUUAUAAUUGAUAGAUUAAGUAAUAAGCUGACUGAUUAAUUGAGUAAGUGAUUCACUGUUUGACCUACUGAAUUCAUGUAAUUAGAGUGUCAGUCAUGGACUGACUAUCCAAUGCAUAAUACAGAAAAAGAUAGAAUAACGCACUUGGAACUCUGGGUAAAGAUGCCACUCUGGGUAAGGAUCUCAUGGGCCCAUCUAUUGUGAGGACAACCACCUACAAUGCAUUCCAAAGGCAUUUUUGAAAUGACUUACACAACACCUUCCAGGUAUUUCAAAACUAUUUGCCUACAUCAAAAUGGUUGAUUUACCCAGAGUUUGCAAGCAUUGUGCCAUCUUUUUCUCUAUUGUAGAGUGACCAGCUCAAUUACUUGUGUGAUGUACUAUUUGGAUAGUAUAUUCCAGAUUUUAUCUUCUGCCUCAUGCAUGUAGCUGUAAUCAUAAAAAGCUAAGUUAUUUAUAUAUAUAUAUUUAUUUCCACUAAUGAGGAAAUAUAUUUCCACAUUAGUUGGGUUGCAUUUGUUAAAUCUUAGUUGGGGGACACCAGUACUUGGCUGGGAGGGUGGGUGCAAGGGCAACUGGGAGAACUGUUAAGCUCCAUUUUAAAAGUUUUUAGAGGCCACAUCUACUCUGAGAAAUCAGCUCUUUGCAUCUUUUUUUUUUCACUCAAAACUUUUGGAAAAGAUUCAUUUAAAUCAUGUAAGGGUGGGAAAGGGGUGCACUUAAGUAGCUGCAAACUGCAUUGGAUAAAUAUCCCCUAAAGGAUUUAUUUGGCUGAACUUUUAGCAUAGUUUGCAGGAAUUCUCUCUUUGUCUGUUUAGACACUAAACAACCUUCUAUCUACAUUUUUAUUUUACAUUUCUUUUAUUUCAGCUGUUGUCUAUUGUUGGAUCCUUCAAGCCCAUGACACAAGAGAAUCUGUAGAGUUACAAAAGUAAUAAGACUAAUACGAACAGCAUGUCUGCACGAAGCAUUGAAGACAAACCACCGUCUCUUGCUGAGGGCUUCACUCCUCCAAAACCUAGAAACCUGCCCAGAGAUCGAACACCUUGGGGCGAUGUGAAACUUCCGAUAGACAUUAUGUUACUCACAGUUAAGGACUGCGAGUUUUUAAGUUGCUAUAAGUUGUUAAAGAACUCCUUCAAAAGCUAUACCCUGGCACUUGGUGAUGUUUAUUUUGGGGGAAUAGGUAAAGAUGAACCCUUGAAAGUGGCGCUAAUGAAAUGCCAGGAGGGUUCAAACACAACUGGUGGGUCAACAAUCGUCGUGAAAAAUGCCGUUACUAUACUCAAGCCUAAGGCAGUGUUCGCUGUGGGGUGCUGCAGUGGGCUGCAGCGUUGUGAAACGCGACUGGGAGACGUAGUCGUGUGUUCUAAGAUGACUCAGUAUGCUUCUCGAAUUGUCCAGAGUGGUGAGGUCCAAUCAACAGGUGCUACUCGUGUUCCCGUAAGUCGAAACAUGUUGCAACUUAUCAAGGAUGCAGCUGCUGGUUGGAAUCCACCAUUGCGCGACCCUUCCUCACGAGAAAUUGAAGUUCAUUGUGAUGCGGAGUAUCUGAGUGGCCCAGAGUUUGUCUGUGACAAACAGAAAUAUGACGAACUGAUUCGUCUUUAUCCCGAUGCAAAAGCAAUUGAUAGGGAGGGUGAAGGUCAGAUUUGUGUUUUAAAACAGCUUUCAUAUUUAACUCCAAGGAUAGAGAUUGCGGUAUUGAUAGAAACUGAUCCAAAGUUUUUCUUUCGAAAAGUGAAUCGAAACAUUACACAAAGCGAUUGCCGGUGUCACUGCAAAUUUGGACCACAUCUCCCCCCUCCCGAGCAUAUACCCACUAGUGGAUAUGGAAAAGAUUGAAAAGAUUACAUGAAAAAUGCGUUUGUCACUCAUGUAAUUAUUUAGGAAUUUUGUGUCCACAAUAAAAGAAGCGUUGACAAAAAUUUGACCUAAUUAUAAGAUGAUAAAUUCAUGAUAGAGGAAAAAAAAAAUUGUAAAUUUUUUAAAGGAUAGUCCGAAUCUGCGAGAGUGGGGUUCAUAUACCCUAGUGGACAUGGGCCGGAGGCCCAACUCCAGGAGGGGUCCAACUCCGUUUGGAAACCGGGGAUUGCAGACGAAAGGAAAUGGAGAAAGGAACCAGUCUCGAAGUUUAACCAUUUAUUUUUUGGGCAACUGAUUGAGUAUCUAGGAGUUAACUGCUUUGUUACAUUUCAAAUGUUUUCAAAUCCAAUGUCAAUUCUCACGGUGAUGUAUAUAAGAAGAAGGAAAUCCUCUUUAACGCAGCCACACAAAAAGCCUUUAGUUUCAACUAGUUAUAUGGAGUAAUGUUUUUCUCUCUUUAGGGGUUUAUGUUGCGGCGUAUGACUUGAAAAUGGAAUGGGUUGUCGUUAAGGGAAUAUCGGGGUAUGCAGAUGGCACUGGAGGAAUUACCGAUGAGUGGAAGACCUUUGCAAGUGUAAUGGCAGCCUCAGUUGUGGAAAAUAUGUUGUAUGGUUCCGUUGUUUUCCAAAGCUGGCCACAUUAUAAAGGUGACGUCACUCUCGUUUUCUUUAAACCAAAUGAUUGGUUCUCAUAUCCUCAUAGAUUUAUGAAUUGUGUGACCAUAAUCAACCUCAUAUAUGAUUAUGAUCAUCUUACAAGAUAUUUUGGUUUAUUAACUGAAUUUAUAUUACAAAUUGGCAACCUUAAAGAGUUCUGAAGUUACCAUUGAUACUUUGAGGAUUAAGAGUUACGAUUAAGAGAUAAAUAUUUUUGUUCUAGAGCUCUAGAGUUCCAAAGUUUCUCUAGAAACUUGCCCCCUUUAUUUAUAUGAAGAUUAUCUUGGUUUACCUUAUUUCAGACCAUCCAUUAUGUAAAAUUGCUUGUAAUAGGCUUAGCCAGGAAGAGAAGCAGUUAAACUCAGAAUGAAAAGCACUAUCUUAAAUUUCUCUUUCCUAAAUCCCCUCUCCUCUCCCACAAAGGAGCCGGCUGUGCAGGUAGACGUAAAAUUAUUGAAGCUGUCGAGAACCACUGAGCAUGGGAUGGUAUAAUGGCAAAGUAACUGAGAUUGCAUGAAUAUUAAGAGAACGUUAAUUGUAAUUUUAUUUCAAUCUAAGUUCUGUAUAACAAGUUAUUAAUCUUAUGCAUUGAGUCAAUUUUCAAAAUACGUCAACAUAUUAGGCUUUUUAACAUACCUGAAUCAAAACCCGAGUUACUUCCCUGUGAACUGAAAAUACCGAUGGUUCAUUAAUAAAGGGCCAGUCUAGUCUACGUGAAUUAAAAAAUAUUUUCCUGUUGGAAAGAAGGAAGCUUGAGUUUUUGCUUUCUAAAUUCUUGAAUUAUUUUGUUUAGAAUCAAGUGACCUCAGUGCAAGUGUACCUGCAUCAGCAGGGAGCCCGGGUAUAGAGCGUCCAGAGGUUAUCACUGCCAUGGACAACAAAGGUACACUUUUGCCGAUAUGGACUUUUCAAGCUGUUAUUUUUCUAUCUGUUAUUUUUUCUACUUCCCAAUCCCGCACUGGAUAUCUGCGUGGUUGCUUGCCAGCCUUUGUCUAUGAUCUUGUUUGUUUGUGCAAUCUUCCGUACGACCGUUUGCCCAUCUGUCUGUCUGUCCUUCCGCCUGUCUGUCUGUCCGACCGUACGCCCGCCUGUGCGUUGUUUGCCAUAAAACUUAAAGGAGAAGUACUACAAAACGUCGCAACUGCUUUGCUUCUUUUUUCAUUGUGUAAGUUUUGUCUUUCUCGAGCAAAACAUAAACAGAUCGGUAAAACAGAAUAGUUCUUACAUGUUUGGUGAUAUUUGGCCGGACCAAAAAGCUCCAAUUUCCAGCCAAAGAUUUUCAAUUGGAGAGAAUCAUAACAGCUUUGAAAUAAUUAGUCUGAAGUGAUGCAUUGUAUUCCUCUAAAGAGAUCAAGGAAUAACUCCAUGACAGGAUGAUUGACGCUAACCAAUCAUCCAUCUAUUACGUAGAACAAGAAUUACUUUAUUAAGAAUAUCUUUCAAACAUUAAGUUUACUUUUUCAAUAUUCAGUCAAGAAUGGCAAGCCCAGUGACGAAGAAUUAGAGACAAUUUCGAGAAACAUCGGCGUAGACUGGAAGCCACUUGGAAGACGUUUAAAGUUUAAGGAACCAGAACUGGACGCUUUUGACGAAAACCAUAAAGAAUUCACCGAAAAGCCAUUUCAAAUGUUGCUUCACUGGAAAAGAAGAGAGGGUGAAAAAGCAACCUAUCUUGUCUUACAUGACGCCCUAUGUCAUGACUUGGUAACCCGUAAGGAUCUGGCGAACGAAAUAUGCUGUCAAUGAGAGACUUAAAUGACUUUUCAGUAGUUGCUGAUGCAAAUAGGUUUUUUGAAAUAAGGACAAAACGAUCAACAGUUGUCCAAAAAUAAUCUGUUGGCUUCAAUAAUGAGUUACUCUUUCAAAGGUAAUGGCAUUUAUACACCAGUUUUUCCUAUUAGAUUUUUAAGUUAGAUGGAUGGUGAGCUGGAAUCUCAUGAUAAGUUUUCCUUGUCAUACGUUGUUUUUAUUUUCGUUGCAUUUUAAAUCGUAUAUAUUGUAUUAAUCUAUCAAGAAGCUUUUUUUUACAAAUUAUAACUUCCCUGAAAAAUCCUGCCUUCAAUUAACAUUGAUGAUAAUUCUAAAGAGAUUGCUUGUACUAUAAUUGCGAUUUCACUUCAUUACUACCAUGUAAUGAAGUAGUCAAAACAAUAUUAGCUCUUUAAUAUACAACAACACAAAUCCAUGCUGAGUGGACACUACGUACGUGUUUACAUUUAGGAGCUCUCUGCCUUCCCAGGACUCCAUCGCCGUAAAAAAAUUGACCCAACCAUUAUAUAGGAUUAUAAUGCUAAUAAUCAUCAUAGGUUAUAACGCUUAUAACCUAUGCCUAUCUAAUGGAGAGCAAAUCAAACGAAGGGAACCCCCAAGCGAUAAACAAUGACCGGUUGCCUGCUUAACCUAAGAAUGAUUGACUUGAAUAGGAUAAGCUCUAAAAAUAGAAUAAAAUUCUGACCGAAAAUAAAACUCUGUUUUCAUACCACAAGAGAAGCGAUAGGUUAAGAAAACAUUUAAAGUAAGUCAUUCCCUGAAUGCAAAAGAAUCAUUAUGAUACGAAAUAAAUAGGAAAUUAAUAUAUAUCUAUAAAUUAACGACUUUAAUCCAUUGGAGAAAGUAACAUGUAACCGUCAUGAAUCUACGUCAGAGUGACCUUAGCUAUGUUUGCAUAAUUAAGGAGUCUGAUAAACUACUCAACGACAUUGCAAGUCUGAAACGAAACUGUCUGAGAAGUGUUAACUUUUCGAUUAGUUCCGUCGAUUCACGAACUACUUACGAAGUAAUAUCGUUUGUCUUCACAGUCUUCUUCACAGAGUCAAGUACAGACAUUUUCAUUUUAAAGAGAAAGUGAAGGUGAGUGAAGAAAGUCAUAUAUUUUGACUGUAGACAUUACAGGAGACGAUAGCGCCGAGCAUUAAUUCCUUCGGUGUGAUCUGAACUGAGACAAAGCGGGUUUUUAUCAAUAACAGAUGACUAACUUUAUCAUAGAUAAACAUCCAAGAGCGAAAGUCUUCGAUAAAAACCCUUCAAUCCAUUUGUUUUAAUUUUACACACCACAGAUGAUUUAAAUAAUAGUGGAUACUGUGAAAAUUAAAUCACGCAUAUGGCCGUAUGACUUUGUCUUAGGUUAUUCUCAUUACCCCUCGAUAGUUCAUCUUCUCGAAUGAUUCCCUUCCGACCGAGUUAACGUUACGAGCAUCUGUAAUGAUUGCAGUUUAAAGAUACUGAUCCGCUUAUUUUAGUCAAGUUCAGUCUAUGGUUGAAACAGCGAUGACUGAUGCUUGUCCAGAUGCAAACAAAUACAUAAAGACGUCUUGAAGAUAACAAAUGGCUUAAACUGUUUGGUAAAGUUAUUCUGAAUUUUAAAGAGACUCUUGAAGAAGAAUCUCAAAAGAUCCGUUCAGAUAUGCCCGCUUUUGUUUAUGUUUCGUUGAAAGAAAGCAAUUUUCAGUUUAGGCGGAAGCGCAAGUUAUAAAACGUUCGAUGUAAUUUGGAAUAAAGCUGAAGCGGCGAUUUUACUCAAUUCCUGAGUAAUAACUUUGUCGUAGAGGGACAUGUAUUUUCGCUGUUUUCAUGGUUUACAACCACUUAGUCCCAUUUUUUUAGAUGUACAUAACACUUGGAUGAUUUGAGAGGUAGGCGAUAGAAAUUCAGGCUGAGAAUUGAUUUAUCAGUUGUGCUUCGAGUCUAGGAACCUUGAAAGAUCAAAUAUAUGAUCUCUGACGUACUGUUAGUCAUAUAGGCAAGUUUAUCAAUCUGCUCUCUCUCGCUCUGUGUUAAAAGAUCAUGAAUUUGUGAGGUAGAUAUCAAAACUUUUGUUUUCGUACACUCGUAUAAUCCUUCUUCGGUUCUCGCUACAAAAAUGAGAUAAAUUAAUCUUACGAUUUGUUUUGAUAACACUUGCAUUGCCCCUAGGGCUUCAAGUUAUCAAUAUAAAUAUAACUUUUCCUAGAGGAUUUUUAGGGAUAUUACUAUUUGUUCAUACUUCAUGCAGUUAGUGGUACGUCUGUAAAUUGAGGUUUUGUCCUUCCAUCUUACAUUUAUAUAUGAAAACCUUAACCACUACAAAAUCCAUGCAGUUAUGUUGCAUUUUUGCCAGGGAAACAGUUUGUGUAGCCCACUGAAGCAGAUUCAAGGGAGAAUUCAAUUUCAAUUUUAGUUACUUCCCAAAUCCAAUCAGUGAGGGCGCUCCAAAGUUGAAAGAUCCAGUCAAAUAUUAAUAAUUAGAAGCCUCACACUUACAUAUACUGGAAAAUAAUCAAUCAAUGCCUAAGAGAAAGGAUCCCUCAGCUGAAAAAGCUUCACUCCUUACCUGACAUAUACCUUGAUCAUGUACAGUACUGUAGAGCAAAGGGGAAAAAUUAACAAAUGAAAGCAUAGCGCCAACAUGUACUGUAAACAUUUAAUCAAUGCUUAACAGUGAGGAUUCAUCAGUAAAAAGCCUCACUCCUAACUGGUAUAUCCCUUGAACACAGAAGUUAUAGCAAGGAAAAGACUAAUUAGUAGAUGCACUGCACCAACAUGUACUCUUAACGAUUAAUCAAAGACUAACAGAUAGGAUUCCUCAGCAAAAAGCAUACCUCAUAGUUGGCAAUUACUUUGAUUAUGAUAAUUUUGAGCAAUAGAAAAAGCUAAUCACAUUAAAGACACUGCACGCACAUGUCCUAUGGAAUGAUCAAUCAAUGCCUACCGAUUCGGAUUCCUCAGCUAAAAGCUUAACUUGGAACUGGUUUAUACCUUAAUCAUGGUGUGGUAGAGCAAGAGAAAAAAAUUAAUGAAUAUAAGCAUUGCAGAAGCGUUUACUAUAAAAUGAUAAAUCUUAGCCAAACAAUAACGAUCCAUCAGCGAAAAAGAAAAGCUUCAUUACUAACUGGCUUAUACCUCGAUCACAAUAGUGCAGAGCAAAGGAAACAAAUAAUCAUAAGAUGCACUGCACCUCAUGAACUGUGAUUGAUCAAUCAAUUUCUUGCAGUAAGGAUUCCUCAGCUCCUAACCGGUAUAUUCGUUGAACACAGUAGUGAGGAGCAAAGUAAACAAAAAAUCACGAGAUGCAGUACACCUACUUGAACUGUAAAAUGAUCAAUCACUUCCUAACAGUAAGGAUUCCUCAGCCAAAAGCUUUACUCCUAACUGGCAUAUACCUUGAUCACAAUAGUGUAGAGCAGGGGAUAAAAUUAGUCAUUAGAUGCAUUGUUCCAAUAUGUACAUUGGUCAUAGUACUUUAAAGAAAGGGAAAACAUUAGUUAUUAGAAGCAUUGCAGCUACCUAUGCUAUAACUGAUCAAUUAAUGCCUUUAACAGUAAGGAUUCCUGAGUUAACAUCUUCACUCCUAACUGGCACCUUCCUUGAUCACAGAAGUGUAAAGCAAGAGGAAAAAAUUAAGCAUUAGAAGCAGUGAACUUACAGUACUUCAAAUUGAUCAAUCGAUGCCUAACAUUAAGGAUUCCUCGGCUAAACUCUUCAUUCCUAACAGGCAUAUACCUUGAUCAUAUGUAGUGUAAAGUAAUGGAAAAAUUUAUCAUUAGAAUCAUUGCACAUACGUGUGCUGUAAAACGAUCAAUCUGAGCAGAACAGCCACGAUUCAUCAGUAAAUGAGACUUCUCUACUUACUGGCAUAUACCUUGAUCACAACAGUGCAAACCAGAGGAAAACAAUAAUAAGAUGUGCUGCACCUACAUGCACUAAAAAUAAUCAAUCAUUGCCUAACAGAAAGGAUUUAUGAGCUAAAAAAAGCUUCACUCCUAAAUAGCAAUUUCCUGGAUUUCAGUACAGUACUGUAGAGCAAGGGGAAAAACAGUCAUUAAAAGCCUUGCACCUAUGUAUAGUAAGAAUGAUCAAUCAAUGCCAAACCGACUUGAAAAGAUUCCUUUGGAAAUAAUUUUUUUCUUUAUUGGCAUUUACCUUAACUUACGGCGAUUUCUGCUGUUUUAAGCUUGCUUUACCAUCACUGACAUAAAUAACAGCGAUGGUAAAGCAAGCUUAAAACAAAGCUUAAAAGCAAACAGAAGAAAGUGCCAGAAACUACAACGGACACACAGGAUGUGAGUAAAUGUCGUUGAUUUUACGUGUAAAAUAUUCAUAUUUCGAAAUAUUUACCGUUGUAAAUCGACCAUAUUUUGUUCCCCAUACUAUUCCUUAAAACGUAUUCAAAUUUUCAACAGUUCCUCUCUUAACUUAACAUCGAGUCACACAACGCGUGACGCGUUCAUGAAUUAAUCAUUGGCUUUUUCACGAGACGUGAGCCUGGGCCGCCUGUAGUUCAUCAUAGCAAUCCCUCUCAGAAUUCUACAUAAUAUAACACCAAGAACGGUCCAUUAACGUGGCUGAGAUAGCCCAAUUAGGGCCAAUUGACCAUGAAUGGAAAUGCUUCUCCCAGUUUGUGAAGUUAUUAGACACCCUUCCCAUUCAAUGUCUCUUGCAUUGACCUACGUCCUUUUUUUAGCUGGAAUCCUCUUGUUAUCUAUGUAGCCUCAUAGAAAUGUAAUGAAACAGGAGCGUAAAUCACCGGUGAAACAAAGCACUGAUAUUGAUUGAACACUACCUUGCAUUGUCACUGUUGUUUCCAACUGUCCCACCACUCAUGAUCACUUACAUGGGAUGAUGAAGCUUUGUAUAGCAAGGUGUUUAUCAACGUUGUCAUAUUAACCAAAGCACGAUAGUAGUACAAUCCUCAUAGAUAGGCAAGUAUAUGUCAAGAUCAAAGCUUCAUAUCGCUUGUUUGAGAACUUAGUAGAUUCUUUGGAUGACAUGUGACAAUAUAGCCCGCCAUGUUGAAGGGAAGUAUCGGUUAAUAUCCAGCAACAACAAUAUGCCACCGUAGUGCUGAUUUGCUCUUCUGGUUGGAUUGAGCCUUUACCGGAAUAGCAGGAUUAUUCGCUAUCACACUGGAGAGAAUUUCCUCUCUGAACAUUACUUAAGAUGUAGAAACACUGGAAAAAACACCUCCUCUAACUCGUAUUGACUUGGAUUUGACUCAUUAUCCAUCACUAAGUUCCUGUCCAGCUAGCUAGUUAAAUCAUGUCAGUUUCAAAAUAAUUUGGCAUAUUAUUGCUAUCAAUUUAUCACAAUCGAUUUUAUGCUAAUCAAACCAAAGAGGAGACUGUAUUUCAAAAUAUUUUAGAACUCAGACAGCCAAAGGCUGAUCAGCAUUGAUUCUGAGAAUUGAAUAUAAUAACUAUCUCAUUGAUCACAUAAUUAUUCCUAGG